AUGUUGGCAUCAUUUCACUAUCUGUUAACGUGUGCCGCCAAUGAACUAGGAAUGCUUGAAGAUGCUACAGAAGCAAUAUUAAAUUUACGUAAUGUACAAGUAAGAUUUGUACCAUCCAAAUCUGAUCAACAACAACUUCAACCAAAAUUUUUUGGUACCAGAUUCUAUUGUAAAGUUGUGAUACCAUUACCCGAUCAUAUGUUUUCUCGUUUACCUGUGAAUGGUGCGAGUAUUCGUAUAAUACCAAUAUUUUUUAAUGUUGGAAUUGAUCAUCAUGCCUCGAUCGCUCGAAUGUUUGGUCCAUUUUCUACUUCGGCAUUCGAAAAUGUACUCAAUCGAGACAGUUUUAAUAAACUGAAAGCAUACGUCGAAGAAAGUGCAAAAUAUUUGCCAGACGAUAUUCCGGAUAUGUUACGAUCACUCAAAAAUGCUGUAUUUUCAAAUAAACCGAAAAAUGUGGACAUUUUUGCUUAUUCUGAAAAUAUUUGUCGUCGUGCUUUUGGAAUAAAAGUAACCGGUUGCAAAAGCGCAAAAGAUCGUACAUCAAUGGCAUUUACUGUAGAACAAGCACAAUUAUUAAUUGAUAAUCAUGAAGUACCGUCUAAAUAUAAUCAACACGUUUUAAAUGAAUUUCGAAGUAAUGGAACAUCGAUAGAAAAUGCUUAUCAGAACACGGGUAUCAGAGCGUACGCAUUCUCUUAUCUUCAAUUAUUAACAUUUCCUGAGCUUUAUCGUGCUCAACCGGGUACUUAUGGAAAUGUUCAAACAUAA
Didymodactylos carnosus is the source of this 771-nucleotide messenger RNA. The record is from the annotation of a GenBank genome assembly. Lineage: Eukaryota; Metazoa; Rotifera; Eurotatoria; Philodinida; Philodinidae.